Messenger RNA from Mesorhabditis belari, 1836 nucleotides. The record is from the annotation of a GenBank genome assembly. Lineage: Eukaryota; Metazoa; Nematoda; Chromadorea; Rhabditida; Rhabditidae.
AUGAGUAGAAAUUGGUGGCUUUUAACCCUUUCCUUUGCACUCAUCUUUUCUUUUUACUUUCUAUUCAUUUACGAUGAAAGCUAUGAUGAUUGGAGUGUGACGGUGAAACAAGAUCUCAAAGAGUGUCAAUGCUUCGGUGAGACGCUUUGCCUUCAAAAGGACGAUCUUGUCGGUCAAGCAUUCGACUGUUCACUUCGAAAAUUUUUGCACCAAUUUCAACUCAAUGAUUAUGCAAUAAAGAAAACGGAGGCAUCGAAUUUCUCCUUUGACGAUGUGAUUUUCGUUACCUACAGUUCGUCGAAUCAUUUCGCUGAGAGUCGUCAAAUGAUCGUCGAUUUGCGAGAAAAAUUCACGAAUCGAAUUAUUUACUACGAUUUGGGUUUAACCCAUACGGAGAGAAAAGAGCUCACCCGGGUUUGUAAUUUGGAGAUUCGAGCUUUCGAUUUCGAUGCCUUUCCAGAGCAUGUGAGGAAUCUACAUACUUAUGCUUUCAAACCGAUCAUACAAGCGGAAAUGCUAAGUGAAAAUGUGGCUUUCUGGAUAGCAGAUAGCUCGGUGCAAUUUCGAGAUCGAUUAAUGCUGCAAAAUUUCUAUGAUGACGUGAUGAGUGGGAAAGCACCAGACUAUAUGAUUGGGGAAAUUGUUACAAAAGAAGUUCCCUACACUCAUCCAGCAAGUGUGUUGUUUUUGCGGAAGAGUCAAGAGAGUAAACGAUUGUUGAAAUGGUUACUCCUUUGUGCGAUAACCGAGAAAUGCAUUGCGCCAAAAAGGGCAUAUUAUUUUUGCUCGAGUCCACCAAAAUUGGGAUGUCAUCGCUUCGAUCAAAGUGCGACAAGUAUCCUUUUCCGAACAUUUCACCCACCAAACUCUACAAAAGGCUUUUACUAUCAAAAUAUUUACCCACUAAUCAUCCUCAUCUACGUCAUCGAAUUCUCAGCGCUGUUUGUGUCAGCAUUGAGCUUUUGGGUGUGCGUAGGGGAAUUCUGGAAGCACACAAUAUUUCACAUCAAUUUCACCAUUUUGCUCACAUCGAUCUUUGCUUUUUAUUAUACAUCGAUUGUGUCAAGAGUGUUCAUAUUUGCCGCUCAGAUAAAUGUGUUGACAUCGGAUAACCCUCUCUACUUACCACUAGUGAUCGUUGGCUCGUUUUUCCGGAUCGAGUGCCUCAUUUACGCGUUGUUGUUGAUGAUCGCAAUUGCGAUCGAACGGGGAUUUGCUACUGUGUAUGUACGUGACUACGAACGUUUCCAACAAAAACAUCACUCAAUUUGUUUGGUGAUUUUAGGAAAAGUCAUUUCGACGAUUCUGGCCAUUGUUUGCAUGAUUGUUGACAUAAGCGGGGAAUUAAUGACGCUUUUUGCCUUGAUUCCUUGCAUCAUUGCGGCUGUGAUUUUCAUCUUGACCGCAUUAUGGAAUUGGUAUUAUUUGCGAAAAAUUGGCAACGAUUUACAUUACGGGGAGUACUCAUUGAGUUUGCGAUUUCAGUUGGAGGAGAAUUGGCGGGUGUUAAAGUUAUUGGCGCUGAGCUCUCUGAACUCGAUGAUGAUGUUGAUCGGUGGGAUGGCGAUUUAUGGUAUCUCGUUGACAGUGCUAUCAGGGAAUGUGGAAUUGUUGCAAAAUACUGUGCUCGCUCUACUUGAUAUGCUAGUGGCUGUCUUUAUCAACUCGUUGGCUUUCAUCUUUCUGUGGGCUUUUCCGCACUUUCGGAAUCAAUUCCAGCGAUGGUUCUUUUGUCGGAGAAAAGUCGACACUGAAACGAUUCAUGAUACGAAAAAUCGAGCUUCGAUCGACACGGAGGCCUACUUCUCGCAACUACAAAAGCUUUGGGCUUUGAGC